UACACGAACAGUGACGCCAACACUGACUAAAUGUAUGGUGUCCUGGCUUAGCUGAACUUUAGUCAAGUUGAGUGAAGCGAACUUUCAAUGUGCAGCACAUUUAGAGGACUUUUCGAGAUGUUUAAUUCGCGGCCAAAUUCAAUCCAGGGGUUUUCCUGACUCUCGUCCCGCCGGUGAAGUCUCAUUUCUGGGCUGAAGUCCCACCCAUCUCCGUGCCUGCUGCGGUGAACCUGGAAGAGCAACGCCACCUUGUGACGUGCAUUCAACAUGACAGGGGUUUGCGGUUGUUGUGGGGCGCUGCGGCCUCGGUACAAGAGAUUGGUAGACAACAUCUUUCCAGAAGACCCAGAGGAUGGUCUGGUGAAAGCCAACAUGGAAAAGCUGACAUUCUACGCCCUGUCAGCUCCGGAGAAGCUGGACCGUAUCGGAGCUUACCUGUCUGAGAGACUGUCGAGGGACGUAGCCCGACACAGAUACGGGUAUGUGUGCAUAGCCAUGGAAGCCCUCGACCAGCUGCUGAUGGCCUGUCACUGUCAGAGCAUCAACCUAUUUGUGGAGAGUUUCCUCAAGAUGGUGCGCAAACUGCUGGAAUCAGACAAACCCAGCCUGCAGAUUUUGGGAACCAACUCUUUUGUGAAGUUUGCCAACAUAGAGGAGGAUACGCCUUCCUACCACCGCAGCUAUGACUUCUUUGUGUCACGCUUCAGUGAGAUGUGCCACUCCAGCUAUGAGGACCCUGACAUCCGUACAAAGAUCCGCAUGGCAGGUAUCAAGGGUCUGCAGGGUGUGGUGAGGAAGACGGUGAAUGAUGAGCUUCAGGCCAACAUCUGGGAUCCUCAGCACAUGGACAAGAUCGUCCCCUCGCUGCUUUUCAAUCUACAGAGUGGAGAACGAACAGAGAGCCGCUCCCCGUCUCCGCUGCAGGCGUCGGAGAAGGAGAAGGAAAGCCCGGUGGAGCUGACGGAGCGCUGCUUCAGGGAGCUGCUGGGACGAGCCGCCUAUGGAAACAUCAAGAACGCCGUCACACCCGUGCUGAUGCACUUAGAUAACCACUCUCUAUGGGAGGGGAAGACCUUUGCAGUGCGUUGCUUCAAAAUCAUUAUGUACUCCAUCCAGUCCCAGCACUCUCACCUGGUAAUCCAGCAGCUCCUCGGUCACCUGGAUGCUAACAGCAAGAAUUCAGCCACGGUGAGAGCUGGCAUAGUAGAAGUGCUGCUGGAGGCAGCUGCCAUCGCAGCCAGCGGCUCUGUAGGUCCUACAGUGCUGGAGGUGUUUAACACUCUGCUGCGGCAGCUCCGUCUGAGCGUCGACUACGAGCUGACUGGCUCGUAUGAUGGUAGCACCAGCAUCGGCACCAAGAUCAUCAAAGCCCACGAGGAGAGGCAGCUGCAGGAGGCCGUCAUCAGGACCAUCGGCUCAUUUGCAAACACUCUUCCAACGUACCAGAGAUCAGAGGUGAUGCUCUUCAUCAUGGGUAAGAUCCCUGUGCCCGGGGUUCACCCAGCUCUGCCCUCUACAGGCUCUGGGCCCGAAGGCACAAGAAUGAUCCAGAUUAUGUUACUGAAGUCCUUGGUCCAGGUGACAGCAGGUUACCAAACCACCAACAUGCUGACAGCCCUGCCGAGCUCCUUCCUCGAACCACUGCUGUCCUUCUCCCUCACGGAGGAUCCUGAGGUCCGUCUGCUGGUCCUCCAGAUACUCCUCAGUCUGAUCGACAGACACGAGAACACGCCCAAGUUCUCCAACAUCAGCAUCAUCUCGGACAUCUCUGUGCUCAAACUCAAAGUGGACAAAUGUUCCCGGCAGGACAACUUGUUCAUGAAAAAGCAUGGCCAGCAGCUGUACCGACACAUUUAUCUGGGAUGUAAGGAGCAGAGCAGCGGCCGGCGCCACUACGAGACCCUCUUCACUCUACUGGCUCUUCUCAGCGUGGAGCUCGCCAAUGAAGAGGUGGUGGUGGACCUCAUUCGCCUUGCACUCGCCUUGCAGGAUCUGGCACUCUCCACAGACGAGGCUCUGCCUGUUUAUAACCGCUGUGCUGUUCACGCUCUCGCCGCCGCCUACCUCAACCUCAUCUGCCAGCUCACCACCGUGCCAGCCUUCUGCCAGCACAUACACGAGGUUAUCGAGGUGAGACAGAAAGAAAGUCCCCAUCUGUUGCCUGAGGAUGUCUUCGUUGAUAAUCCAAAGCUGCCUUCUUCUCUAGAGAAGGUAGAAGGGGAUGUUUUGUUUCUCCAAUCAAAGAUCACUGAGGUCCUCGGAGGCAGCGGCUAUAACACAGACAGACUGGCUACGCCUUAUGUCCCUCAGUUUACUGAUGAGGACCGGCUGUCCAAGAGGAAGAGUAUCGGGGAGACUAUAUCACUUCAGGUGGAGGUGGAGUCCAGAAACAGUCCAGAAAAAGAGGAGCGCACCCCUGCAGAGGAGAUCACAUUUGAAACCCUGAAAAAUGCCAUCGUGGACAGUGUGGGUAUGGAGGAGCAGGAGAGGGAGCGGAGGAGACAGGUGGUGGAGAAGUUUCAGAAGGCCCCCUUCGAGGAGAUAGCUGCCCACUGCGGUGCCAGGGCUACACUACUGCAGAGCAAACUCAAUCAGAUCUUUGAGAUUACAAUCAGACCCCCACCCAGCCCGUCUGGAACCAUUUCAUCAGGUUACGGCCAAAACCAGAGUCGAUCUGUUCCCAUCUACGAGAUGAAGUUUCCUGAUCUUUGUGUGUACUAAAUCAGAAAAUGCACCUCGAACUCUCUGAGGUGUUCAUCAUUCCAGGACAGGAAAGGGAUUCUGGACUAAGGGGGGCAUCAUUUCUCAAUGUAAAUUCAUCACGGUCAUGAAAUGACUCAACAGCAGUGGUUUGAAGCAGACUGAAGAGCAAGAUUAACUCAGCAGAAUAAAAUAAGAAAUCUCGUGAAUGCAGCCCAAAAAGCAGGCAAACCUAAAAAAAACACAGUAGUCAAAAUUUUAUGUAUUUAAAUUAAAAGAUGUCUGUGGAAACUCCACUGGUUGGAUUUUGAAAUUAAAAGUUGCCAACAACUGUGAGGACAGAAAUAAGUGAAAACUGGACGUUAGUAUUUUGGCUUCUUAGUGAAAUGCCCUGUAACUGAAAAUUUUGCUAACACUGCAACAUUCUUUUUCUUUUUGGACCCCAACAGGUUGCCAUAAUACCCUUAAUGACUAAAUAUGAUUGUCCAAUCCUGCUUAUUUAUCUUUCUUCUUUUUCUUUUUUUUUACUUUGUUUUCAUGUUUGUUGAUUUUACAACCAGGGAGAGUGUGUGUGAAUUUUAAUGAUAGUGUUUUAAUGUAUAUUUGAUUGAAAUACUGAAUGAUAUAUUUAAGUAAGAGGCUAUUCCUUUCCUUUUUCCAUGUUACUAAGCUUGAGGAAAUAUUAUUUUUAGCGAUUUUAAUGCUUUUUCUAUUUUGCCUUUUUAGCAUUAGCCAAAAGUGCUUUUUUGUUUAUGGUGGACAUUUAUUUCUUGCACCUACUUAUUUUUUAAAAGUAUUUAUUGUUUUCCUGCCGCUAUUUCAAUGAGGGAUAACCGUCAAUCUGUGUGCUAUCCUCCCAAAGUGAGUGUGCCUUACAGGUGACUCAAGACAGAAACGCACACUGCUCCACAAUCACAGCUACACUAAACUUCAUAAGUGUUUACCAUUAUGUUUACCAGAAACACUAGGAGAUGAUUAUUAUUAGUCUUUAUUUUUCUCCUUUCCAUAUAAAUGUGUAUAUACAGAGAAUUAUAUAAAUCUUUAAGCUGAUGUACAGCAGAGUCAGUUUUGUGUAUAUAUAUAUCCUGUAUAUGAACUCUAAUUUUAGACUGCUACUGCACUGAUUGUGUCCAUAGACAAGGGAGAGAGCUACUUAGUUAUUAUUCAGAUGUAAAAUUGUAUCAAAAAGUAACUCAAAAAGUUGAAUUCUCAAGUCUGAACAGUUCACAGCAGAUAUCUGCAUCAUCUCGAGGCCAUUAGAUAACACUAGUGAAGUCUGCUCUUUUAAUUAAUCCAUAUUCCUAGAAACAGCAACAUAGACACAUCCUUCAUUGUUGACAUUACACUUUCAGUCCUGCUGCAAAAACUUUGCACUAUUUUAACUCCAUACUGCUUCUGCCGCAGCCUCAGAGCAGAGUCUCAUUCAGAGAGAUGUAAUUGAGUCUAAAAGCCAUUUAGUGUGCAUGGAUGCACACGCAGGUAAAGAAACAAAGUAUAAUGGCAAUAAUUUGGCACUAGCCUGGCUAAUACGGCCCAACCGUUGGUAGCAGAUGCUUAUGUGUCUUUGAAAUUGUACCUUGUGUACUGUGACAGUUAAUUUUUGUGAAGUUGUGAGAAGUGGCCCCUCCUUCUUCGCUCUGUGCUGCUGUGAAAAAAACUGCAUUUGGUGUGAAAAGUGUUACAAACAUCUUGUUUGAUGUUAAAAGUCUGCCUGGUUUGUCCUCAAUGUGUUACAGUCCAGUUUAUUUUAUUUUUACAAUGCGGUCCCACCUGUUUGCAUAUUUGUGUCCAGAGUAUCAAAUUGUCUCUUCAUGUUUACCCCUGUUGUCAGUGCAGGUGUGUAUGGCUGAGUAUACUUAUUCAUGUGUCUGUGAUAAAUCUGUAUCAUCAUUAUUCAUGACCAAACUCUACAAACACAGUUUACAGUUUUUUGUGCGACCACAGAAGUAAAGAGCGAGUUAUCUCAAAGUAACGUGCAGCUGUCUAAACCUUCCAGUGACACCUUGUAUGUACAACUGUCUUUUUCAGCAUCUUCUUCGCGAUGAUGACCUGUAAAAUCUACCAGUGUGCUCGUCCUCAUUGCAUAGUGUAAUGUAAUAUUAACUGACGGUAAUCCAGUCUUACUUUUGCCAUUACAUGUCUGGUUAAUAGAUCUGUUUACAAAGUAGUGCUGUAGGUCAAAUCUAUUCAUUCUGUGAACUUUGCACUUUACAAACUGGAUUACCUAGUGACAAAGGCAGCUUUUACAUGGAGAAAAUGCCUUAUGAGUGUCAUACCUGACUUUGCAUGCUAGUGAUGUUGAUGUGUUGUACAAUAAAGUUGUCUGUAACCAUAA
Cheilinus undulatus (humphead wrasse) is the source of this 5035-nucleotide messenger RNA. RefSeq names its product protein EFR3 homolog B. The transcript is spliced from 24 exons. Bases 268 to 2721 code for a protein of 817 amino acids. Gene Ontology annotation, biological process: protein localization to plasma membrane. Lineage: Eukaryota; Metazoa; Chordata; Actinopteri; Labriformes; Labridae. Gene Ontology annotation, cellular component: plasma membrane. The record is from RefSeq and is a predicted model, not a curated record.